Molecule: messenger RNA, 2653 nt
Organism: Echinops telfairi (small Madagascar hedgehog)
Lineage: Eukaryota; Metazoa; Chordata; Mammalia; Afrosoricida; Tenrecidae
Gene: GHR
Product: growth hormone receptor
Exons: 10
Coding region: 304-2139 (611 amino acids)
Biological process (GO): positive regulation of peptidyl-tyrosine phosphorylation; growth hormone receptor signaling pathway; positive regulation of receptor signaling pathway via JAK-STAT
Cellular component (GO): cytosol; growth hormone receptor complex; external side of plasma membrane
Molecular function (GO): peptide hormone binding; growth hormone receptor activity; cytokine binding
Source: RefSeq, a predicted model, not a curated record
CAGAUACAGACACUUGAGACAGAGACGGAGACCAAGAGGAAGAGAAUUGGGGAUGUAGUGAAGGUUUCUGUAUCGAAGUAGCAAGAUCGGGAAGCUAAAGAUUAAGGUCUGACCCAGAGCUUCCACUCAGCGCCACCUUCAACCCAUCCUUCUCUGCCAGAUUUUGGUCAGAUUCAUCUAAUGGAUCUGCUUGGUUGAACAAAGAAAUUUUUCACAAGGUGUUUGCCAUAAAGCCAGGAGGAGACCAUGAGAAAAUCCAGCCUCUAAUUCAGAAAUAUCUGCCGGACUAUUGGUCCUACAGGUAUGCAUCUCUGGCAGCUGUUCUUGACGUUGGCACUGGCAAGCUCAAGUGAUGCUUUUCCUGGGACUGAGGACACACCAGCCCCCCCUGGCGGAGCCUCCCAGAGUCUGCAAAGAGUCCAUCCAAGCCCAGAGACAAAUUCUUCUGGAAAGCCUAAAUUCACCAAGUGCCGUUCACCUGAACUAGAGACGUUUUCAUGCCACUGGACUGAUGGAGUUCAUCAUGACUUAAGAAGCCCAGAAACUGUGCAGAUGUUCUAUAGGAAAAGAACCAAACUAGAAUGGACUGAAGAGUGGACAGAGUGCCCUGAUUAUGUCUCUGCUGGAGAAAACAGCUGCUACUUCAAUUCAUCCUACACCUCGAUCUGGAUCCUCUACUGUGUCAAGCUACUUAACAAUGGCAGUACAGUGGAUGAAAAGUGUUUCUCUGUUGAGGAAAUAGUGCAACCAGAUCCACCCAUUGGCCUCAACUGGACUUUGCUGAACAUCAGUUUAACAGGAAUUCAUGCGGAUAUCCAAGUGAAAUGGGAAUCACCACCCAGUGCAGAUGUUCAGAAGGGAUGGAUAGUCCUGGAAUACGAACUUCAAUAUAAAGAAGUAAAUGAAACCCAAUGGAAAAUGUUGAUAAUUCGAAAGUGUGGCUGCCUCACUAAUGUUAGAGAUCCCCUUAUAGACCUGCCUAUUAUUUGGAUGAAAAUUGAGUCAAGAGAUUUUCAUUUUCCAUGGUUGUUGAUUAUUAUCUUUGUGAUAUUUGGGCUAACAGUGAUGGUAUUUGUAUUCAUAUUUUCUGAACAACAAAGGAUUAAGAUGCUAAUUCUGCCCCCAGUUCCAGUUCCAAAGAUUAAAGGAAUUGAUCCAGCUCUUCUCAAGGCAGGAAAACUGGAAGAAGUGAAUACAAUCUUAGCCAUUCAUGACAGCUACAAACCUGAAUUCAACAAUGAUGACUCCUGGGUUGAAUUUAUUGAGCUAGACAUUGAUGACCCUGAUGAAAAGACUGAAGGAUCAGACACAGACAGGCUUCUAACCAUUGACCUGCAAAAAUCACUUAACCUCCUUGGGGCAAAGGAUGAUGAUUCUGGACGUACCAGUUGUUGUGAACCUGACAUUCUUGACACUGAGUUUAAUGCCAGUGACAUGUGUGAUGGUACCUCAGAAGUGGCUCAGACACAAAGGUUGAAAGGGGAAGUAGAUCUCUUGUGCCUUGACCAGAAGAAUCAAAUUAGCUUACUGUCUCUAGACACUGCCUCUGCUACACAGCAGCCUAGUGCCACCUUAGUAGAUGAAAGUAAACCAAGUCCACUUCUUGGUGGAUCUGAGUCAGCUCCUCAAGCGUCCCAUUCUCAGCUAAGUAAUCUGAGUUCACUGGCAAACAUCGACUUUUAUGCACAGGUAAGCGAGAUUACACCAGCAGGGAGUGUGGUCCUUUCUCCGGGCCAAAAACUUAAAGCAGGGAUGUCCCAGUGUGACAUGCAUCCUGAAGUGGUCUCACCUGGCCAAGCCAACUUCAUCAUGGACAACGCCUACUUCUGUGAGGCAGAUGCCAAAAAGUGCAUUGCCAUGGCCCCUCAUGUCCAGGUGGAGUCGCAUGGGGAGCCGAGCUUUAACCAGGAAGACAGUUACAUCACCACAGAAAGCCUUACCACUACUGCUGUGAGGUCUGGGCCAGCAGAAGGAGCCCCGAGCUCCGAGAUGCCUGUCCCAGACUAUACCUCCAUCCAUAUAGUCCAGUCUCCACAGGGCCUAGUCCUCAACGCAACUGCCUUGCCCUUGCCUGACAAAGAGUUUUUCACAUCUUGUGGCUAUGUGAGCACAGACCAACUGAACAAAAUCAUGCCGUAGCCUUUCUUUGAGGCCCACAAGCUUCCUAUUUAAUGGAGCAUGUAUGCUUAAACCAAAACAAUGUUUUAACCUUUUGUGGGGGGCAUGUGGUGAAGGGAUGUGGAUUCUAAAUGCCUUUUCCUGAAAUGGUGAAACGUGAUAUUAAAAAAAAAAAAAGGGAUGUUUAAUCAGACAGAUAUUCCUGGUAACUGUAAAUAUUUGAAAGAAGUGUCUCAAAGAUUGUUUAGUGGUGGUGAUUGUCUUGUCAUUGUGGGUGUUAAUUUUGUGAUACUAAGCAUUGAACGCCUGUAUUUUUAAUGAAUAGUAAAUAGAUCCAGCUUUUUGAAAAAGCAAAUAAUCAGGUGUCUUUUGAAGUUCAGGAAAAUGGAAUACAAAUUAUAAUUCAGUCCAAUUUUUUUAAAAUAUAUCAUUGGAAACUAUAAUUAUAGAUAAGAAGGCAAAAAUAGUUUGGAUACAUAAAACAUUUAUUUUGACAUGAAAUUGAUAAAGAUAUUUUUAAUAAUUUAAACUUCAA